AUGUCGACGUACAUCUACAAAGAACGAGACCGUGAGCGGGAGUGGGACGAGCCCCGUUCUUCCACCGUCUCUAUCAAGCGUUACGUCAUACCCUCCGAGGACGAGCGUGAGCGCGACUUUUUCUAUCGCCGCGAAGACCCUGGUGAUAGAGAAGUUGUGAUCCGGCGCUCAGUCGAUCGUGAUGAACCUCUAACGGUGCAGCGCUACGAGCGUGAGGUUGAUUACGACUCUCGCCCAUAUGACUAUCGCUCCGAAAGAGACUAUUACGAACGUGAGUACUAUGCGCCCGAGCGCAUCCGCAGAUAUCCCGCCCCCAUUGUCAUUCGUGAAGCUCAGCCGGUAAUCUUUCUUGAAGCCCGAGGCCCGGUCUACGUCAACCCGAGGGAGUCCGACUACGAAAUCGUCCGCCGCUCUGAAGUAGACAGAGAGCCCGGCGGUUAUUACUACCAUCGCCGUGUUCGAGAAUACGAUGAUGACCGCCGCUCUCGACGGGAACUGAGCCCUAGUGACUCCAUCUCUCAGGCUGCCCGCCAUCGAGAUGACCAAGACGCGUAUAGCAGUGAUGACAGCAUGGUUUACAUCCGUAAAGAGGUCCGGGAAUACGAUGAUAGCCCUCAUCAUCGGCGACAUCUGGCCGAGGGUGCGCUAGCGGGUGUCGGUGCCGCAGAGCUGCUUCGUAAUCAUCGCAAGAAAGAAGGGGAAGAAGUGGCGGAUGGUGUUGGCCGCCUGGGCAGAGAUGUCGGUGCGGGUGCUCUAGGGGCUGUUGCGGCAGAGGCAGUUUCGCGCGUCAGAGACCACUACCGCAGCAAAAGCCGACAUCGUUCCCAUUCGAUUGACGAUGGCAGAAGCUCUCACUCGCGCCGUCAUCAUCAUCACCACCACCAUCGCCAUAGCCAUAGCCGCCGCAGCCGCAGCCGUAGCCGCUCACAUUCCCACUCACGUGCCAGACAUCUUGCGGAACUUGGCCUAGGUGCUGCUGCCAUUGCCGGAGCCGUGGCGUUGGCGCGGAGUAAGUCGAAUUCGAACAAAGACCGACGAAGUCGCUCACGCCACCGCCGCGCCUCGAGCUCGCGCAGAUCGCUAAGGGAUACCCAUGAAGAGAAACGCAGCCAGUCGCAACGCAGGAAGCAUAUGGCAGAGGCUGGUCUGGCUGGAGCGGCCGUAGCGGGACUGGUGGAGAAGGCACGCAGCCGUUCCCGCUCUCGCAGACGCGAGUCUCGAUCACACAGUGCUAUCCGGAAGGCUCUCCCUGUGGUAGCGGCUGGACUUGGAACGGCCGCAGCAACGGGUCUCUACGAGAAGAACAAGGAAAAGAAAGAAGAGGAGGAGUCACGACGUCGAGAACGUCGACGCUCGAGGUCGCGGAGCCGUGCCCCGUCGGAGGUGUACCCUGACCCAACGAGAGACUCGCCUGGUUUGAUUGAAUACGGGGAUCAUCCAGUUCAUGGCAGCAUUCCUCAUAACUACUAUGGCCGCCCAGUGAGCCCGCAUGGCUAUUAUUCCGACGCUUCUGAUCCUGUGGCCAGCGGUGCUGCCGGGUUCGGGUCUUCCAGGCAUCGAACACGCAGUCUCAGUCGCAGUCGUAGUCGCAGCCGGGGCGUCCGAUACAGUAGCGACUCAUCCGAUUCCGACGGAGGCAGCCACCGGAGGCGUCGAAGCCGCCAUGGCAAGCAUCGCAGCCGUUCCCGCGACCUCGCCGAAGCUGCUUUAGCCGCCACGGGAGUUGGGUAUGCAGCUCACAAGCUUUCACAGCGAAACGAACGUAAGAAGGCGGACAGGGACAGAGAUAGGCCGGAGUCCGAUGAGGAUGCACGCCGUGAGCCAUAUGACAGCUCGUACAAAAAUCCAUUACCCUAUCCGGCCACACCUGCAGCAGCGCCUCGGCCAAUUGAUGAUCACCAGUAUUAUCCAAACGGCAACUACUUCCCACCCCCUCCAGCGACAGGCCCACGCCCAGAACCGGCACCUUACAGCCCAGCUGACUAUCCACACCCUCCUGGCCCGGUGCCACCCCAGUCGUACGACUAUCCCUCUGGCCCUGGCCCAGACCCUUACGCUCCGCGGCCCCGCAGGGCAGACGAGAAUGUGAGUGCAUCGAACUAUCCCCAGCCCACUGUCCAAGACCGCGGAUUCGAUGGUGUAGAUGCGCAGUCAUCGCUGAGGACACCCCGUGCGAGGAGGCGCCGAUCACGCGCUGCCAGUCAGCCUCCGGGGCCAAAGUCAGUUGUAUUUGAUAUUCACUCCGAACAUGAAGGGCAGAAGGACCUAGGAUACGAGACGGAUGACAGUGAUUCCACUAUUGGGUCAGUACAUGGGAGCCGUCGCAACCGCCCUCAGCCUCGUCGACACUCUUCGUCGGAGCCGUACUCUUCAUACAAACGUAACGAUGCUCGCUCUGGGUCACAGGGCCAGCAGAAUAAUGCGACGGAAUCUGAUUCUGAUUCGACGGUUGAUCUGCCUGACCGGUUUGACUCGCAUGGCCGGCUUCUGCCACAGCCCGACGAUGAUCCGCUGGCAGGUCGGCUUGAGCAGCUCAUGAGGGGGUUCAACCGAGUCUUCGCGUAA
Aspergillus welwitschiae is the source of this 2565-nucleotide messenger RNA. Its product is annotated as DUF3824 domain-containing protein. The record is from RefSeq and is a predicted model, not a curated record. NCBI's taxonomy places the organism in Eukaryota, Fungi, Ascomycota, Eurotiomycetes, Eurotiales, Aspergillaceae. The transcript is spliced from 3 exons. The coding region runs from base 1 to 2565 and encodes 854 amino acids.